AUGGAAGGAUACCAAGACACACUGAUGGUCCACUCACAACGCCAAUUUUACCGUGAGUGUUACAUCUACGGAACCGUUGAUUUCAUCUUCGGAAAUGCAGCGGUCGUUUUACAAAACUGUCUCAUCCUCCCUCGCCAGCCACUCAAAUAUCAAGAUAAUGUAAUAACCGCACAAGGUCGUGCGGAUCCUUUUCAAAACACAGGGAUCUCUAUCCACAACUCAAUGAUCCUACCAGCUCAUGAUCUAAAACCGGUGGUCGGUAGCGUUACGACGUACAUUGGCCGGCCUUGGAUGAAGUACUUGCGCACAAUGGUUCAUAAGACGUAUUUGGAUAGUGUUGUGAGUCCAGUUGGGUGGUCUCCGCGGAAUCAAGGUUCCACGUACGGUCUUGACACUCUGUUCUAUGCAGAGUAUAAGAAUAUCUGUUAG
Messenger RNA from Arabis nemorensis, 429 nucleotides. Lineage: Eukaryota; Viridiplantae; Streptophyta; Magnoliopsida; Brassicales; Brassicaceae. The record is from the annotation of a GenBank genome assembly.